Messenger RNA from Schistocerca gregaria, 14909 nucleotides. It is a transcript of the gene fl(2)d, whose product is annotated as pre-mRNA-splicing regulator WTAP. NCBI's taxonomy places the organism in Eukaryota, Metazoa, Arthropoda, Insecta, Orthoptera, Acrididae. Gene Ontology annotation, biological process: regulation of alternative mRNA splicing, via spliceosome. The record is from RefSeq and is a predicted model, not a curated record. The coding region runs from base 13371 to 14696 and encodes 441 amino acids. Gene Ontology annotation, cellular component: nucleus. The transcript is spliced from 6 exons.
UGACUAUCCAAAUGUAGUGUUUUUUACUUUGGACUGGAAAAGAGGGAAGAAAAUGGAUAUAGUUUAAUGAUUGGUGUGUUUGAUUGUGUGUAUCGUGUAUAUUAUAACUACGAAUAAAGUUAUCGAAGAGCUGACGUGAUGCACCAGUGAUGGAUAAAAUCUGCAGUUUAGCAGCAUAAAAGUGAUUCUGCUGUGUUGAGAGUGUUAUCCAUAAUGGCAGACGAAGGAGGCGUUAUUCUAACCUCUCCAGCGUCUGGAGUUCAUGGGCGCCACAGUCGAAGAAUAAAAUUAAGUGAUCAGCAGUUGGAAUCAAUAACACGGGAAGAACUCGUAAGAAAUUGGAGAGAACUGGACUCGUACGUCGAUGUACUUGAAUCUCAAGUAGCAAACCAGGAAGGUAGAUGCAUAGUCUGAAACUGAUUUUUUUUUUUUUACUUGAAGUUUGUCGGGAAUUAGCUUUUGUCGUGAUUUGAGUGAACUGACGUUAUUAAUCAUGUGGCAGAUGACUGCCUUAUUCACCCUUUGUGUUACUGCUAAAUAUUUUGAAUGUAAGAGUUGGCAUUUAUUGUGAAGGUAAUUGCUUUAAAAGAAAAGUUCGCCAUCCUGUGCAGGAUGUAAAGUCUCCUUCACAAUUUCAGCUGUCAGUGUAAAUUUAUAUUUCUUUGUACCUGUAUGUAUUGGAUUUCAGUUGGACUGCUUAUGACAGUGAUCAAUGUAGAAAUAUAUUGAUUGUAAUGGGUUCACAGUGGUGUGUUCACUUAAUUAGUCUUAUAUGAUGAACUUUCGUGGUCACUGAUCCAUUGAAGAUUAAUGUGGAACUCAGAAUUUCGGAAACAAAACAAAACAAGGAGCAGUUUGACAGCUGAACUGUCAUCCACUGUAUGUGUAUCUUGAGUGACAUUUUCCUACCACAUUAGUUUGACAUAUUCAGCUAAAGAAACUGUGUUUUUCCUGCUUGUCUUAAAGUUGCAUAGACAAUUAUGUUUCUGAUACAGUAACAGCUGUUUAGAAACAAGCAGGAUGAUAGCAGUACUGGUACCAAAUUAGUUUUAGGCUCAGAUAUAUGAGAACUGGGAUAUUUUGAAAAUAAUAAAAUUACAGUAUUAACUUACGUGGAGGGUACAGAUUCGUACAUUGUCAUCCAUCAUGAACUAGUACAUGUAAGUUAUUCUAAAUUAUUAGAAAGGUUUCCAUCUAUUCUGCUUUCGUGUUAAAUAAAUGUUAUGCUCAUUGUUGAAAAUGACACAGUUAUUUGCCUAAGGAAUAUUGGCCUAGUAGUUAAAACCAGUGACAUGUUCCUUUGAUAUUAAUUGAUCAUGACAAAUACAUAAAUUCGAAGUAUACCCAUCACCAAGAGAUGUUUUAAACUGUAAUGCUAGUGGAAUAAUAUGUUGACAGCCAUUACUGUAAUUAAUUUCACAUCCUAAUUUUAAAAAGAGUGGUGAUAGCAGUUCCUAUAACUUGUAAAUUACUUUACAUUAGUUUCUUUUCAUGGCUCCCAUGGAGAGUGAUCUCAGGGAUAUGGAAAAAUUCAUGCAAGCAGGUGUAAUUUUUUAGCUUAAUUUACUAUAACACACUGAACUAGUUCAGUGAGAAACUCCUUUGUUUAGGUGAAUUUUGUAACUGGUUAAAAUCAAUUUAAGAUUCGUGUCACGGCCCCAAAUUGAACUUUGGUUUCCUGAAAUUUGUGAACAGUUGUUGACCAUUAGACUGUCCAAGCAUGCCUCCUGGCAUACCCCAAAUUAAGUAUCACUCAGUGUUCCACUAUGUGUCGAACACUUGUCUGUAGAUGUUCCCUCAUCACAAGAUGAACACUACUGGAAAAGAACAAGUACAGAGGACCUUGGCUGAUUUACAAAAUCCUGUGUGUAACUGAGAGUAGUGGGGGUUGCACCAUUUCUCUGCUGUGAUUGCUCUUAUAUUUAGUUUGCAGAUUGUAUCAUAGGUAGCACUUUACAGUGAACAUCCUUAAAGUACUGUACCAUAAGAAACGAACCUUUCAAAUCUGUUGAUCAUCACUCUCACAUUUCCAUUUUACUUAAAACUGAUUGAAAACAGAAAGUGUAGUUUAUUGUAUUCAUUAUUGUACAGUUUUGUAAGACAUGUUAUUGUAAUGCAAAACUUUAGUGUUCUUAAUUGUAACUGAAUUUGUCGUAUGGUUCCCUUUUCAUUGAGGCACUAUCAAAAAACAAUAAUUUGAGAGAGUAUGUACAGGGAUGACAGAGUUACAGUUGCAAGAUGCUUGUGGGCUUCAUGAAUUUGUCCUAAGGUAAAAGCUGCAGUUUUAAAUCAAAGGCAGAUCUCUUCUUGGUAGAGCAAGAUGCAUUGCAUUGUACCCUAGGGUAGACAUGUAAUUUUGUGUACAGACCUUCUAAAAUCCUUCAGUUGCAAUUCACUUACUUUCAAGAUUUUGGGUCUGACUCCAUUUAAUAUUGUUUGAUGUAGCUGCUAAUAGUAAACAAUAUGUUUAUGGAUCAACUGAGGCUACUGAUACCAGAUGUCAUCUUUAUCCCAUGACACUGUUGUUGUGGGCAUGUGAAGUCAUAUGUGUGCAGACAGAAGGAGAACAGAAAACUGACAAUAUUGUUUUGAGUCUAUUGUUUUUUUUUUUUUUUUUUUUUUUUUUUUAGAAUGUAAGUUGUAAAAGACUCAUCUGUAGCCUGAAGUAUAGGUUACAUUCAAAGAUGACAAAUAGGUUGUGAGUUUGUGGACAGGAUCUUAUUUUGCAGUGUUACCACCCAAGGUCUAAGUUCGAUUGAAAGGUGACAGUUUGGAUGAGAAUUUUCGAACAUUGCCAGAGGCUUCAUAUAAUCCUGUUUGUACAUAUGUGAAUUGUGUCAUCUUGAUCCACAAAUGGUAAGACUUUUUAGCCGAGGAGAAAUGUCUCUAAGCCUGGGGCAGUGAUUGCAAACACAAUUGGAGAUGAAGAGAAAUAUUUGGUACAAGUUGACUCUGACCAGUGAAGUAAUUUUAAUAGCUUCUGUAGCCCAAGGUGUAGGUUAGGUUGGAAGGUGGCAGUUUGGUUGUGAGUUGGAAAAACCAUCAGUUCCAGAAAGCAUUUGACCCAGUGCACCAUUACAGCCUGUUAACAAAGGUACGAGCAUACGGAAUGAGUUUGCAGAUUCGUGACUGGUUUCUUAAGUAAUUGAACCCAGUAUGUUGUCCUUGAGGCCAGUGUUCAUCAGAGACAAGGGUCUCUUCAGGAGUGCCCCAGUGGAGUGUGAUAGGAUCACUGUUCUCAAUAUACAUAAAUGAUUUGCAAGCAGAGUGGGCAGCGAUCUGCAGUUGUUUGCUGCUGAUGCUGUGGUGUAUGAUAAGGUUUUGAAGUUGAGUUACUGUAGGAACAUACAAGACAACUUAGACAACAUUUCUAGUUGGUGUGAUGAAUGGCAACUAGCCCUAAAUGUGGAAAAAAAUCUACGUCAAUGUAGAUGAGUAGGAAGGACAAACCUAUAAUGUUCAGAUACAGUAUUACUAGUACCAUGCUUGACACAGACAAGUUGUUAAAGUAUCUGAUUGUAAAGUUUCAAAGUGAUUUGAAAUGUAACGAGCGUAUGAGAACAGUGGUAGGGAAGGCGAAUGGUUGAUUUCAGGUUAUUGGGAGAAUUUGAGACAAGAGUGGGUCAACCAUAAAGGAGACUGCAUAUAGGUUUCUGGUGUGACCUAUUCUUGAGUACUGCUUGAGUGUUUGGGAUCUGUACCAGGUCCAAUUGAAAGAAGACAUCAAAGCAAUUCAGAGCGGGCUGCUAGAUUUGUUAUUGGUAGCUUCAAACAACACGUAAGCGUUAUGGAUAUGCUUCAGAAACCCAAAUGGGGAUCUAUCAAGAGAGGGUGACAUUCUUUUCGAAAAACACUACUGAAAAAAAUAAGAAAACUGGCAUUUGAAGCUGACUGCCAGAUGAUUCUACUGCUGCCAACAUACAAUGCACAUAAGGACCACAAAGGUGAUACAAGAAAUUGGGCUCAUAUAGAGGCAUGUAGACCUCAUUUUUCCCUUGCUCUAUUUGCAAGUGGAACAGGAAAGGAAAUGACUAGAAAUUGUAUAGGGUACCCUCCACCACACGCCGUGUGGUGGCUUUCAGAGUAUCGGUAGAUGCAGAUGAUGUAGAUGUCAAUGUAAAUUUAACCUUGCUUCAUUUUUAGGAAGAAUUGGGUUAGGUUUCCUGUCUGUCUGCUAGGAUAAGUUAUGCUUAAGAGCCAAAGAAACUGACAUGCCUGCCUGAUAUCGUGUCCGGUCUCUGCGAGCACACAGAAGUGUCACAACACAACGUAGCAUGGACUUGACUAAUGUCAGAAGUAGUGCUGGGGAGAACUGACACCAUGAAUCCUGCAGGGCUGUCCAUAAAUCCAUAAGAAUACAAGGGGGCAGAGAUCUCUUCUGAACAGCAUGUUGCCAGGCAUCCCAGUUAUGAUCAGUAAUGUUCAUGUCUGGGGAGUUUGGUGGCCAGCAGAAGUGUUUAAACUCACUAGUGUUCAUGGAGCCACACUUAGCAAUUCUUGAAGUGUGGAAUUGCUGGAUUUGCUCAAGUCCAUCGGAAUGCACAAAGGACAUGAAUGCAUGCAAGUGACCAGAUAGGGUGGUUAUGUGCAUGUCUCCUGUCAAAGGUCAUAUCUAAACAUACCAGGAGUCCCGUAUCACUCCAACUGCACACAACCCCACCAUUACAGAGCCUCCGUCGGUUUGAACAGUCCCCUGCGGAUAUGCAGGGUCCAUGGAUUCAUGAGGUGGUUUCCAUAUGCGUACACAUCUAUCCACUCGAUACAAUUUGAAAUGAGAUUCAUCUGACCAAGGCAACAUGUUUCCAGUCAUCAAUAGUCCAAUGUCGGUGUUGGCGGGCCCACGCAAGAGAUAAAGCUUUGUGUUGUGCAGUCAUCAAGGGUACAUGAGUGGGCCUUCGGCUCCAAAAGCCCAUAUGAAUGAUGUUUCGUUGAAUGGUUGGUGGCCCAGGAUUGAAAUCUGUAGCAAUUUGGGGAAGGGUUGCACGUCUGUCAAGCUGAGCAAUUCUCUUCAGUUUUCGUUGGUCCCAUUCUUGCAGAAUCUUUUUCCAGCCGCAGUGAUGGAGAUUUGAUGUUUUACUGGAUUCCUGAUAUUCACAGUACAAGCGUGAAAUGGUCAUAUGGGAAGAUGCCCGCUUCAUCGCUUUCUCAGUAAUUUGCUGUAUCCAAUUGCUCGUGUGGCAACUACAACACCAUGUUGAAACUCACUUAAAUCUUGGUAACCUGGCAUUGUAGCAGCAGUAACCAAUCUAACUACUGCACCUGACACUUGCUGUCUUAUAUAGGUGUUGCCAGUUGCAGCAUCAUAUUCUGCCAUUUUACAUAUCUUGGUAUUUGAAUACGCAUGUCUAUACCAGUUUCUUUGGCACUACACUGUUGAUAUUCAGCUUGCCUAACCAACUUCAGGCCAAUGUAAAGAUGCUUCCUACAGCUGUUUUGAUUGAUUUCUCCUUAGGCCAGAACAAACACUUCAGCUACUUGACUUUUUCCUUCAUGGUGGAGAAUUAGUGUCUAAGGCAGUGGAACUGAUUUGUCCUGCUUUUCCAUUGUCAUAGAGGUGUACAUGUUAGAAGACAACUAUGUGAUGUCUUCUGUACAGAGAGAGACUGAGAAUACUCUGCAGGAUCACUAAUCUUUUUCUCGUAUCACAAGGUACAGCUGUUGCCUACCCUGAUAACUGGCAGUGCUGCCGUGUGCUAUACACUGUGCAAACUAUUUCUUCUUGUGAUUACUCCUAGUAGAAUUUAUAUGUUCCAGAAACUGUCACUGUCGCCUCUUUAGCUAAUACUGCCAUGUUUGCCUUAUGUCAUCAUAAUGAACAUACUUAGCCCCUCACCACACCUACCCUACUACAAGAUACAAUAAUAAAUGCCCCCCCCCCCCCCCCCCCACACACACACACACUGAAGUGCCUGCUGUUGCCAAACACUACAGAAUGACGCCAUUGGGUGGAGCAUCAGCUGAUGGCAGAUAAUGUUGUUGUUGGUGAGAAAGCUGAAUUGCCAGGAAAUUGCACUUAGGUAAUGAAAGACCUGCAGAAGAUCAAAGCUUGGCAGAGGGACAGAAAGUUGGCUCUCAACAUGAAUACACUGAUCAGGCAGAACAUUGUGACCAUCUACCAAAUAGCCAGUAUGUCCACCUUUGGCAUUUACAACAGUGGUAACACAUCAUGGUAUGGAAGCAAUGAGACCUUGGUAGGUCACUGGAGGGAUUUGGCACAAUGCCUGCAUACACAAGUUGCCUAGUUCUCAUAAAUUCGGGGGGGGGGGGGGGGGGAGGGGCAAUGAGCUCAGACGCCACAUUUAAUCACAUCCCAGAUGUGUUCAAUCACUUUCAGAUCUGGAAAUUUAUGGGCCCAGCACAUCAAUUGGAACUCGCCACUGUUUUUCUCCAACCAUUCCAUCACACUCUUGGCCUUGUAACAUUGUGCAUUAUGUUGUUGAAAAUUGCCACUGCUUUCAGGAAACACUAUUGCAUGAAGUGUUGUACAUUGUCUGCAGCCAGUGUGCAAUACUCUUCAGCUUUCAUGUUACCCCACACAAACUCCACUGAACCCACACAUGAUGUUCUCCAGAGCAUAAUGGAGUUGUCACUGGCUUGUCUUCAUCCCUCAGUACAGGUGUCGAGGAGCUGUUCCUCUGGAAGACAAUGGAUUCGAGCCCUCCCAUUAGCAUGAUGAAGAAGGUAUCGGGAUUAAUCAGGUCCUGCAGCACUUUGCCACUGUGCCAACAUCCAGUGGCGAUGGUCAUGUGGCCAUUUCAGCAUAGUUGUCAAUAUGUAUGAACAUUGGCACAAGCGUGGGUCGUCAGCUAUGGAGUCCCAUCAUUAGGAGUGUUUGGUGCACUGUGUGUUCACACACACUUGUACUCGCCCAACAUUAUAGUCUGAUGUUAGUUCCACCACAGUUCACUGCCUGUCCUGUUUUACCAUUCUGCCCAGCCUGAUGUGCGACAGUUGUCAUGAGGGGAGGCUGCCCAACACCAUGAUGUCUAGACGCGCUUUUGCCUUGGUUUUGUCAUGUGUUAGACAUUAACCACAGCACUCCUCGAACAUCCAACUAAUCCUGCAGUUCCUGAAAUGCUUGUGCCAAACCUCCAGGCCAUCACAAUCUGCCCUCAGUCAAACUCAGUCAGAUCGCAGAUCUUCCCCAUUCUACACACACAAACAUGCUCACUGAUACUACAUGCACCAUGUGUGUGUCUGACUAACAGUGGUUCAUCACCAGGUGAUGCUGCUAUCACCUGCAUGGGUUUAUAUCGAUAGUAGGUCAGUGGUCAUAAUGUUGUGGCUGAUCAGUGUAAUUAUUACGUAUUGCACAUAAAUACACAGAAAUGUGGAUUAUCAUUUUAUUACAUUAUUGGUGAUAAAUCACUGGAAACAGUAGCAAUAGUAAAAUAUCUGAGAGUUACUGCCCUUAGUGAUCCAAAGUGGAAUGACCACAUGAAACCAGUUGUAGGAAAAGCCAUUGCCUGGCUGAAGUUUGUUUAAAGAAUCUUAAUGUAAUGUUAUUAACCUUUGACAGAUGUGGUUUAUAAUAACCUUGUUUGACUUAUUUUUCUGUUUUGCUUAUCAAUUUUGGACCCUUACUAGGCAGCGUUAGUAGCGAAGAUCUGAAGAAGAGACACAUUUCAUCGCUGAUUUGUGUAGUAAGCUUGAUAGCAUCAUGGAGGGUAACUCUAGUGGCAGGCAGUGCACGAGACAAUUUUCUUUUCUCACAGACAGAUUUACUGUUAAAAUUCCCAGAAGCCAGGCAACAUAUUACAUCUUCCCACAGCUCGCCAAGUAUUCAUGAUGUAAGAAUCAGAGAAAUUAGAAACUGAACAAAAACUUAUCACCAGUCAUUCUUCUUGAUUCAUGGUUGAUAGUGGUGCCAGAAGAAUCUUUUGAGCACACAGGAAGGUAGCUUGUAGAGUGUAGAUGGUGGUGGUAGUGGUGGUGGUGAUUCAGUGUGGUUAAACAACCCAGUGCAAGCCUUUAAAUUGGGUGCCACUUUGGUAAUUUGUGUGCUUCCUACUCUACUCCAUACUCAUACUGGGAUAAGGGACUGACAGUUCAGAACCAUGUCAUGUUCUUGGUAAAUCUUCACGUCAUUGAAAGGUGAGGACUAGAUUGAAGGCAGAUUGGAAUAUUUCAUGGUCCAAGCAGUAUUUGGUCUCACUAUCUUUUGCUUCCAAGGUGUAGAUGUAGAUGAUUUACAUAGGAUUUGAGCUCCUAAUGAGUACACCAUAUGGAGUUGUAUUGCAUAAUCUAUCACCACCAAUAAGGAUUUGUUAGCUUGACAGUGUUGGUAUAUGUUCAUUAUAUUUUUGUGAAGUAUCCUGAUACAUCCUGAAAAUAUCCUCAUUCUCAGCUAAUAAAUCAUAAAUCCCAUUUCAUUAAAUUCUUACUAAGACCACAUGUUUUUAUACCCCCCCCCCCUCCCCCCCUGUGGUAUAGCAUUGCACAAAGAUUUUUACUUUGGAACAGGCAGCACAAAGAGUAAGAAUAGUAGUAAAUGGAAACAACAUAUUUGUUUAUAAGCUUCUGGAUCACAUAUAAUAAACAAAUCAUCUUGUUAAAUUUAUUGUAUGUUACAUUGAUGAAUGGUGUCAGUUGCACCUAAGGGUACCCUAUGUCUUUUACUGCUGGGGUGUAAUAAUGUAUCGUGCAAUGCCACACAAGCACAAACAGAAAGAAAACAGAACUCUGACAGCAAUUUUGCAUCUACAUUAUUUUUGGAAUGUGGGUUGUUGUAAUGGAUUGAUCUGUAUUAUAGUUCAAUGUGUGCAUUGGAUUAAAAGAUUUUUAAGAUUUUCUCCUGUUGAAGUUUAAGCUCAUUUUGUUUUGAGUUGGCGAAGCCAGUGUAUGCCGAUACGAAAUCUUUGUUGUGGUGACAUACUGUUCCAUAGCAUAGCCCAGCGUAUAUGUUAUGUUGAAUGGUGAUUUGACUAAGUGUUGACAAAGCAGUAUUUUGAAGGCUUCUGUUGAUGCAGAGGUUUUGCUGGCUACAUGGUGUCAGAAACUUGAUGUCAGUUCCAUUUUUAACUUUAAUUAUUUAUAGGUACUACUUCUUACUAACAGUUUGGGUUUGUGGAAUGUUGUUGUUGUGGUCUUCAGUCCUCAGACUGGUUUGAUGCAGCUCUCCAUGCUACUAUAUUGUAGAAUGUAACCAUGAUAUAAUUUUUAGAGUUUUGGGUAGUUAAUGGUAUUCAUAGAACAAAUGUUCGAUUUUAGGUGAAGCCUUUGGGAUUGAUAUAGUGUGUCAUGUUCGCCGGUCUAUCACAAGAAACUUUUUUGUUGCAAUACCAAAAGAACGUCAUUAAAGACACAUCUUUUUGUGUCUGCAGACCACCCAUGAUCUAAUUAGUAGUGAGUCUGUAACUGACCCCUCAUGAGCUGCUUUGCCCUCAGUUUCUGAAUGCUUAUGCAUAUUGACAAAAUUGUAUGUACUUGGAUGAUUAAAAUAACUUUGAAGGUUCCAUAUCAUAUGUUGUAGGCAAGCUUUUAUACAGCUUUCAUCACACACAUAGUUCAUCAUAUAUAUGGUACCAGAACUAAAGACUUUUUUUUUUUUUUUUUUUUUUAUUCCACUGCAAAUGGUUAUCUACAUAACAGAAAUAUAUGUCCAGGGAAACUCCCCCAAGUUUUUGAUAUAGUAAAACUGAUUGUUCGUGUUGUAGGGUUGUGCUGUGGUAUUGCUGUGAAGUUAUCUGCUGCACAACAGGUUCUGUAUUAUUUUUCUGUCUUUGUGGUUGACCAAAUGUCAGACUCUGAGGAUACUUUUUUUUUAGCUUGAUUAGGUGUAGUAAGUAGGUACACAGACUAAGUGCAGCUACUCAUAGAGGUCCAGUGUGGGCUGCAAUUAUCAUAUGGCAGUGAAACUUGGUAUAAAUCGUUAAUGGGAACAGAUUUAUGCUGGAAAAAAAGUUAGUUCCAAUUUUGGCCACUAGAUGCAAGUCUGGCAUUGUGAAUGCAAGAAAGAUGUAUAGAAAUAUUUUCAUAUGUAAUGGUUUAGGAAUGGGAUAUGGGCAGAAAAGGUCAAACGAGUAGAAAGGCAUAAUGUUAAUUUUUGUUAUUAACCACCACCUAUACAGUUUGUUCAAUAUGACCACCAGUGGUGUUGACGAGAUGCUGUACAGUCCCAAAUUUGCACCUGGUGGCCAAAUUGUAACUUUUUUUACAGCAUAAAUCAAUUCCACAUUAAUGCAUUAGCAUAUCUACAAAGAUUCGCUGCCAUAUGAUAAUUACAGUCCACACCGAACCUUCAUGAGUAGCUGCUCUUUAAUUAUAACCACCCAGUUCUUGUAUACAGACAGCAAUUACCAAACUUUGAUCACCUUCAGUCCUGCUUUAGAAUGAGGUAUGGUGUUGAGCAAUGUGAACUGUUAAUGUUUGAAUGGCAUGAGGCUGGUUCAGUUGUUCAUCUAUCACUUUGUUUCUAUUAGUAGACUAUCUUUGUGUGUGACAGAUGUCCAAAGAAGCAUAUACAGUGCAUUACAUGCUGUUGAUAAUAUUUUUGUGAUGGUGGCUGUUUGCUUCUAUGAGCUCCAGUUUUAUGGCUUUCUGUGAUUUCCCUAAAUCACUUCAGGCAACUGCCAGGUGGCUGCUUUGAUAGAGAGCAUUGCCUGUUUCCUUCCCCAGCCUUUCCUAAUCUGAGCUUUUGUUCCAUCUCCAAUGACUUCAUUGUUGACAGGACAUUAACCACUAAUCUCCUCCUCCUAGUCAUUUCUGUAAGGCAGUUUUUGUUGACAUCAGUUAAAUUGCUCGGUGUCUAAGGCAGAUAAAUGAGUCGAGAUAAUGUGUGUGUAAAGUGAAGCCUGCAACUGGCUUAGGUGUUUCAGUAUAUCUGCAUUAAUAAUUACUGGAAGACCACAGAUAUUUUCUGGGCCUUUCCUUCUCAGCAUCUUCAACUUCUCUCAAAACAAAAUAUUGAAGCAAGCACAUAAUAUUACCAGCAUUAUCAGUUAGUUCACUAGUAGACCGGUAACCCUACAUAUUUAAAAAGUUCCUCGGUUUCAUCUUCCUUUGUCAUCACUUGUACCAAAUUGAUUGAAAAAGGUAUUAUGUCUACUUAGAGCUUACUUACUAUGCAUUAUGAAGAUUGUCUGCCUAUUAUAGUUAAUAACAAUAUUAUUAUUUUUUAUUUUGUUGAUAGUGCAAUGCUACAUUCUACUUGAUGAUAUAAUGUGUUGAAAGAUUGUAGACUUCAAACCAGCCUUUGACAAUGACACAGAUUCCGCUUUAAACGUUCUGACAUAUGUAGUUAAAACUUUAAGACAUGUGCUUCCUCUGGGGAAACAAUGCUGUUAGUGCACCAUGUUAUUUUUCAAGAACAUAGAUUACUUUGUAAUUAAAAUUUUAAAGUCUCCUAAAGUGUGAUGUGAACAAGAGGUGUACGUGUUCACACCCCAAUUGAAAGUUUCAACCUGGCAUUUCCCCUCUUAUGUUGUUUUAUAGCGGCCCAGGUUCUAAUUGUGUUCAUUGGUAUAUUUGAAAGAAAGCAAGACAGCUUCACUUGCACUAAUGUUUAAUAAUGCACAUAAUUGAAACUGCAGCAUUCUUUUUCUUCUUUAAUAGUAUUGAAAUUGGUGCUUGUUAAUGUUGAACGAAAUUAUAAAUAAUGGAUUUGUGAAAUUUUGUAACUAGAAGAGAAAGUCACAAGUGACUAAAAAUUUGUGUAUUGGUACCAGGUGGUCAUGAAACAAUGCAACUCCUCUGAGACUUUGACAAUUGUAACUCAACUGCUUGCAGCACAUCGUCAGUAUACUUACAAUAGUUUUCAGUUUUCAUGUUCAGCAUUUGUGAAAAUGUUUAUUUUGUAACCUGUGUUCCUAACCAGGAAUCAUACUCAUUUGGGGAAAGUGCUCCUUUAAUUCAGUGUUCCUAUUGUCAGCAAUGCAUGACUUGAAAACGAGGAAAAAUGGCACUCGAGGAAUUUACAUAGGCCAAAUCACAGUAUCCUUGUUGUACCUCAUCUUCGAGUAUGAGAUUUCUUUUGCAUACCUAUUCUUAAUAGGAAAUUACAAUAGUAAAAAAGUAUUCGCAUAUUUUUCAAAUUCCUAGAAUCAUGUCUCUUCCAUUUCAAUAUUUCUUCGGAACAAACUGUGUGCAGUGUAUGAAAAGGGACCACUGAGAUUCUGACACUGCCAUCCUCAGGUGAUCUGAUAAACAAAAUGUUUCGGAGUACAUACUUCAGAAAUAGUUUUGUGUUGAUCUAUAUAUGAAUAGAGAAAAAGUUACUUAUUUUUAGGAUGCCUGGAUUUUGUACACAUUUUCUCCCUGGAAGUAGCAACUUUUGCUCCCCUGAGAACCCGUGCUUUUUUAAAAUUAUGGUUAAUCAGUUGGUUGAUUGCAGCACUUUGCAAACAAUACAUUGUACUGUUGAUAACUAAAUAAGUAUUCCCUGCCAGCUGGUGUUGCCAAGUGGUUCUAGGUGCUACAGUUCGGAACCGCGCGACCGCUACGGUCGCAGGUUCGAAUCCUGCCUCGGGCAUGGAUGUGUGUGAUGUCCUUAGGUUAGUUAGGUUUAAGUAGUUCUAAGUUCUAGGGGACUGAUGACCUCAGAUGUUGAGUCCCAUAGUGCUCAGAGCCAUUUGAGCCAAGUAUUCCUUUUACUUUCCACCUUUUGUUACAUGUAUGAUCGUUAUAAUCAAGAUAUAUAGUGUGACUUGCAUUUUGUGCUGAAGAGAACAUGGAAAUGGAUUUCAGUGUAUUAUUUGCAAAAUUACUCACAAACCUUCCCUUUUUGACAUGUUCAUUGCGUGUCAAAGAACAUUUAAUACAAUAAGUAGUGAAGAAACUCAUUUAAUAUAUCUGAACAUUUGUUUAAUAUGUAUAUAAUUUUAAAUUUUACAUUACAUUGAUCUAUUGUGUCUUGCAAAACUUUUAUGUGUAUGAAAUACAAGAAAUGGAAGAACACAUUGUCUCUUGCUGUUAUGCUGCAUUGGUUUGUGUUGUGACAAAAGUGUGGUGCUUGUUUGUUCUACUGUCGGGGGUAAAAUGCAGAGGUGAAAGUGCAUUGAAUAUAGUUUUCAAGUGGCAUUUAAGUGAUACCUACAUAGAUGGUGUACAGUGCAAGAUAUGGGUGCAUGUGCAAAGCUGAAACAUCAUGAAGGCUUCGAGAUUGCUGUGCCUGCUUAGAAAAUUUCAUCCUCUGUGAGCUGGAAGCCGUCAUACUUCAGUCUUAUUGUACAUUUAUGUGUAUUGGUGCACACAUGGUGCAUGCAGUUCCACGAAGGCAGUUGUGUGGCUGGGAAGUGAAACAUUACCAUACACAUAAAUGAACCGAAUUGAAUAAUCUGCGAGAAUCGGAGGAUCGUAUAAGACAGCAACAUAUUGAAUCCUCGCACAGGGAGAAAGUUUUGGUGCGGCGACUUGCCACCAAGGAACAGGAAAUGCAGGAAUAUGCUAAUCAGAUUGCAGAGCUGAAAGCUGCCCAAGCUCCAGGAGCAACAGCUCUGCGCACUGCACUUCUUGAUCCUUCAGUGAAUCUGCUACUUCAGCGGCUGCGCCAGGAACUGCUGUCCACAAGGGCACGCUUGGAAGAGACACAGAAUGAGCUCAGUGCUUGGAAGUUCACACCAGACAGCAAUACUGGUAAAAGGCUAAUGGCCAAAUGCAGGCUUCUUUAUCAAGAGAAUGAAGAACUGGGACGUAUGAUUUCUAGUGGCAGACUUGCAAAACUAGAGGGAGAUUUAGCGCUGCAAAAAAGCUUUAGUGAAGAAGUGAAAAAAUCCCAGUCUGAACUAGAUGAAUUUCUUCAAGAUUUGGAUGAAGAUGUGGAAGGAAUGCAGGGUACAAUAUAUUUUUUACAACAGGAACUGCGUAAAGCAAAGGAAUCAAAUGCUGCCCUACAGCAAGAGAAUUCUGCUUUGAAAUCUGGUGGAGUGACAACAACAGAGCAUAAUACUGGUUUACGGACAAGUGAGGUGGGAAGGGAAUCAAGGCCACGGACGCCUUUGUGUCAUAAUGGGAUAAGGGAGAAAGGGGAGGAUGACUCUAGAGGUUGGGAUGAGCGGACUCAAGGGUCAGAAAGGCCACCAACCAGGGACACAUCCUCAUCCCAGUCACCAGGUACUGAAAAUGCAGCAGACCAUCCGGCAGGCCGAGAUGGGUCUCAUCCACCACAGCAGCCACCUCCUGAGGAAGACAGUGUGUCUUGUGAUGCUAGGUCCCCAGGAGAUACCCGUCUGUCCCCUCAGCGUAGACCUCAUAGUCAGUAUGAGGAAUCGAAUGAUUCAACGAAUGUACAUUCCGGCAUCCCCCCUAGGACGUCUCAGAAUAGUGAGAGGAACUGGCAAAAAGUUAUUGUUGAGCAAGAUGAUUCUUCUAGUGACUCAAGUGAAUUAAUACUUAAGAUUGAAUCUGAAGACAUCGCUGAUGAUGAUUUGGAUCCCCAGAGUUCUGAUGCUGGAGCUGAAACCAACAAAGUGGGUAACAGUGUGAAUGAGAGAGACAGGAGUGUGCCCAUUAGUGCAGAUAGGACUGCAGAUCGUAGUGAUGUCAUAAAAGAGCAGUCGAGGGAUGGCAGAGACUCCCCAUCAUCCAGGAAAAGAACAUGUUCAAAUGAUGACAGCAGUAAUGAUAGUGACAAUGUACCUUUGAUAAAAAAAGUACGUCGUGAUUCAGAAAUUUCCCUUCAUUAUAAUGAGGAGGAGGAUGAUGCAGGUCUGACAAAUGGAGAGAGUGGUGUUUCAGGUAGUAGGACUAGUGGGAAGUAAUGCAUAAUUAUUUUGCAUGAUCACAUGUGUAGUAUUUAUCAGCAUAACGUGAUAUGUUUUAUUCCCAGUUUAUUUAAGUGCAGUCUCACAAAUUUUAUAAUAUGUUUUGAACAUCCAGAUUUAUUGUGGUAGAAAGUUGUCAGCUAUAAUUUUGUAUACAGUAUGUGUAAAGUUACAUGCAGAUGUAAAAUAAAAUGUUUUAUGAAUAUUGAA